Messenger RNA from Rhododendron vialii, 2716 nucleotides. Its product is annotated as long chain acyl-CoA synthetase 8-like. Gene Ontology annotation, cellular component: endoplasmic reticulum; membrane. Gene Ontology annotation, molecular function: long-chain fatty acid-CoA ligase activity. Bases 250 to 2403 code for a protein of 717 amino acids. The transcript is spliced from 12 exons. NCBI's taxonomy places the organism in Eukaryota, Viridiplantae, Streptophyta, Magnoliopsida, Ericales, Ericaceae. The record is from RefSeq and is a predicted model, not a curated record.
AUUGGAAGUAUAUAUAUACCAGACUCGCGUAUUCUUCGCAAAUCUUCACACUUUUUCUAUUUCCUCCCCAUUUCAGUUUUCUCCGCUUUCUCCCGAGCUCACAGUGACGGAAUCCGGAAAAUCAGGAAGCGACAAUCUCUCUCCUCGUCUCUGGAAGGAGUUCGUCUGCUUCAAAGCUUGAUGCUAUUUGUCAAUUCAUAAUCAUCCUCAUCAGGGUAAUCAGAGGGAAGUCUUUUGAACUCACCUGUGAUGGAAAAAAUGGCCGGCAGUGAUUACUCAUCCAUUUUCAAAGACCACGGAGUGUCUGGUAUCAUGGUUGGGGUUGUUGCUGCACUUGUACCUUUGUUAGUUUCAUUCAUACUUGUGGGGAAGAGAAAGGUAAAACAGAGAGGGGUUCCAGUAGAGGUUGGGGGUGAGGCAGGUGUAGCAAUGCGCAAUGCUAGAUCAGCCAAAUUGAUUGAAGUUCCUUGGGAAGGGGCCACAACUUUGGCUGCUCUAUUUGAGCAGUCUUGCAAGAAGCAUUCACAGCAACGAUUUCUUGGAACAAGAAAGCUAAUUAGUAGGGAGUUCAUCACUGCUAGUGAUGGGAGGAAGUUUGAGAAGCUACACCAAGGAGAAUAUCAGUGGGAGACUUAUGGGGAGGUGUUUGAUCAUGCUUGCAAUUUCGCCUCAGGACUGAUUAAAUUAGGUCAUGAUGUGAAUACUCAUGCAGCCAUUCUUUCUGAGUCACGAGCGGAGUGGUUAAUUGCCUUUCAGGGCUGCUUCCGGCAGAACAUUACUGUUGUCACUAUAUAUGCGUCCCUGGGCGAAGAUGCCCUGAUCCAUUCACUCAAUGAGACCCAAGUGUCAACACUGAUAUGCGAUUCCAAGCAAUUGAAAAAGUUGGCUGCAAUAAGUUCGAGUCUGACCCAUAUACAAAAUGUGAUUUACUUUGAAGAUGACGAAACUGGAGCCGAGUCCAACUUAUCGAGAAACACGAGCACGUGGACAGUUAAAUCUUUUUUGGAGGUGGAGGAACUGGGGAAAAGGAGUCCUGUUCAUCCAAGACUCCCUGUCAGUGAGGAUGUUGCUGUUGUCAUGUAUACGAGUGGUAGCACGGGUCUACCAAAGGGAGUUAUGAUUACCCAAGGAAACCUUGUAGCGACAUCAGCUGCUGUUAUGACAGUGAUUCCGAAACUAGGAAGAAAUGAUGUUUACUUGGCAUACUUGCCUCUGGCUCAUGUUCUUGAGUUGGCAGCUGAGUCUAUUAUGUUGUCCGCAGGUUGUGCCAUUGGUUAUGGUUCGGCACUGACAUUAACUGACACUUCUAACAAAAUCAAGAAGGGAACCAAAGGAGAUGCUUCUGAGUUAAAGCCCACCCUAAUGGUGGCAGUUCCAGCAAUUUUAGAUCGUGUGCGGGACGGUGUUUCAAUGAAGGUUGUGGAGAAGGGUGGUUUUGCAAAGAAACUUUUCAAUAUGGGAUAUAAGCGCUGCCUGGCAUCCAUAGAAGGAAGCUGGCUUGGUGCCUGGGGAGUAGAGAAAUUACUGUGGGAUGCCAUUGUUUUCAAAAAGAUACGUUCCAUACUUGGAGGAAACAUCCGGUUCAUUCUCUGUGGUGGAGCUCCUUUAUCUGGAGAUACACAGCGGUUUAUCAAUAUCUGCAUGGGGGCUCCUAUUGCUCAAGGAUAUGGCCUCACAGAAACAUGUGCGGGAGCUGCUUUUACUGAGUGGGAUGACAGUUCUGUUGGCCGUGUUGGUCCGCCACUUUGUUGUUGUUACAUUAAGCUUGUUUCAUGGGAAGAAGGUGGGUACACAACAUCGGACAAGCCUAUGCCUCGAGGAGAGGUUGUAGUUGGUGGAUUUAGUGUUACUGCCGGUUACUUUAACAAUGAUGCAAAAACAAAAGAGGUGUACAAGGUUGACGAGAGGGGCAUUCGCUGGUUUUAUACUGGUGACAUAGGACAGUUUCACGCUGAUGGAUGCCUCGAAAUUAUUGAUAGAAAGAAGGAUAUUGUUAAACUUCAACAUGGAGAGUAUAUCUCCCUCGGCAAGGUAGAGGCAGCACUGAUGACAAGCAACUACGUCGACAAUGUCAUGGUAUAUGCAGAUCCUUUCCACAACUAUUGUGUGGCUCUUGUUGUUCCCUCACGUCACAUCCUUGAGACGUGGGCCAAAGAGGCUGGGAUGACAUAUGGGGAUUUUCCUGAGUUGUGUGACAAGGUAGAAGCUGUCAAGGAGGUCCAGCAAUCCCUUCUGAAGGCGGCCAAAGCUGCAAAAUUGGACAAGUUUGAAAUCCCUGCAAAGAUUAAGUUGAUGUCGGAUCCAUGGACACCUGAGUCAGGAUUGGUUACUGGUGCUCUCAAAAUAAAGAGGGAACAAUUGAAGGCCAAGUUCAAAGAUGAGCUGCAACAGUUAUAUGUGUGAAACAUUUGAUUAAUCGUUCAUUAGUUUUCAUCUGCGGUGCUAACUGUCUCAAGUUCUGAUUCUCGGCAUUGUCUCGUUAUCCAACACAAUGAAGUUUUCUCAUCAAAGUAUUCCUCAUUGGAGGGUUAAACCUAAAUUUGGGUUGCUGUUUUUAAGAUUUUUGGUGUCUGUCUCAAUUGGGAAGAAUAGCAGAUGACAGGUCUCAGAAAUAUGCACUUGUACCAGGGAUCACUGGGGCCAUUCAUUUGUAGCUUCUGACAGGACAGGAUGUUGAAUUUCCAUGGUUUCGCAGUGGAUUUGGUCUGAAAUGAAA